AUGGAAAGCCCCAUUCAGCAAAUCGAUCCCGAUGGAGAUACACUGUUAAUUCUUCCGGACCUGUGGCCCGACCAUUUGCAACAGCAUCGCUUGCUGAGCUCCCCUGUCGACGAACUGACCAUGGUCUAUCCCUCCAGCAAGUCAACAAACAUUAAGUCGAGGCGGCCCAACACCCGAUCUGCCAAACCCAAACAAGCCCGGUCCAAAACACCUGGAGGCUUACUAAAAUCCCCCAAGAUGCGGAUGAGACUCUCAUCCAAGCAUCUCAUGAUGGCGUCUGCGUACUUCAAAAAAAUGAUGACCAACGGAUGGAUAGAGACAAACGCAACGUCCGAGUACGCUUACGUUGUGGCUGCCACGGACUGGGACCCGGAAGCCUUGCUGAUCUUGAUGCGAAUCAUCCAUGGCCAGACAAAGGAGGUGCCUCGAACCAUCAGUCUCGAGCUUCUGGCCAAGAUUGCUGUUCUCGUCGACUACUACGACUCUGAAUCUGCCAUUGCCUGGGGCUAUUGUCGAUGGACUUGA
Messenger RNA from Hirsutella rhossiliensis, 525 nucleotides. RefSeq lists its product as uncharacterized. The transcript is spliced from 4 exons. Gene Ontology annotation, molecular function: protein binding. The record is from RefSeq and is a predicted model, not a curated record. The coding region runs from base 1 to 525 and encodes 174 amino acids. Lineage: Eukaryota; Fungi; Ascomycota; Sordariomycetes; Hypocreales; Ophiocordycipitaceae.